Molecule: messenger RNA, 1660 nt
Organism: Agrilus planipennis (emerald ash borer)
Lineage: Eukaryota; Metazoa; Arthropoda; Insecta; Coleoptera; Buprestidae
Product: phenoloxidase-activating factor 2
Exons: 5
Coding region: 80-1186 (368 amino acids)
Biological process (GO): proteolysis
Molecular function (GO): serine-type endopeptidase activity
Source: RefSeq, a predicted model, not a curated record
CCGGUGUCUUUCUUCAUUUAGUCUAGAUCGCUGGUUUUGUCCAACGGUAGCAAACGAAUUCAAUUUCAUUCAAAACAGAAUGCUCAUAUUAUUCCGAUCACGAAUUCUCAGUUGGGCAUGUCCGGUUCUGUUAUUUUUCGCGAGUUCCUCCCUGAGCCAGUCAGAGGACUUUUUCGACGGGUUCGAAGAGGUGACCAAGGAGCCCUCCAAGGGAUAUGGGGCGACUUUCGCCUGCGGAGAAGGAGACGAUAAAGGCAUAAGAACUUGUGUAGAUUAUUACAACUGCGAUCCAAAAACAAAUACAAUCAUUUCCUCCGGGGAUUACGAUGGCACAGGCUUAAUUGAUAUCAGGAUACAGAGUAACAGAUGCGACCAUCCCUUGCAAGUGUGUUGCGAUAUACCCAAAGGUGGCAUUCCCCCCGACGUCAAAUUACCCAAUACGUCAACGGAUCCAAUGGUCAAUCCUAAUCCCGAACCUGGCAUACCACCCGACCGUUCAACCCCUUCACCCAAUCCUGUCGGUACCGUGAGCUAUUGCGGUAUCAGAAACGAGAAUGGAAUCGAUUUCAAAAUAACGGGAGACAGAAAUAACGAAGCCCAAUUUGGAGAAUUUCCGUGGAUGGUCGCCCUCCUAAGAAAAACCGGUGAGCCUACAUCAAGCGAAGGUCUGGCCCUAUGCGGUGGUUCGUUAAUUACCCCAAAUGUGGUAUUAACUGGAGCACACUGUGUGUCAAAAUUUCAAAAUCAACCAUCCGAUCUGAAGGUGCGGGUUGGCGAAUGGGAUACCCAAACGACGAGAGAGCGACUGCCUUAUCAAGAGAGGGACGUGGUGCAAAUUGUGGUGCAUGAAGGUUUCAGAGCGAACAAUUUAUUUAAUGACGUAGCACUUCUCGUAUUAGCAUCUCCCGUCGAUAAAUACGAUCACAUCGGGACGAUAUGCCUUCCUUCACAAAAUUUACAAUUCACAUCGAGAGACUGUUUCGCAACUGGAUGGGGAAAGGACGUUUUCGGCAGAAAAGGACAGCCGCAAGUCAUUUUGAAGAAGAUACAGCUGCCAAUUGUUCCACAUAACAUAUGUCAGGAUUCUCUUCGCAAGACACGUCUUGGACUUGCAUUCGCCCUACACUCAUCUUUCAUUUGCGCGGGAGGAGAACCCGGAAAGGAUACAUGUACGGUAAGAAAAUAAUACUUUUUUGCUGGACCAAUUCAAUUAUCUUCACCGCACAUCCCAUAAGACCUGGUCUUAAAAAGAUAGAUACCUUAGUUAAUGGUAGAGAUAGUCAGCAGUUGAAAGGAGACAGUUACUAGUAGAAUAGUACAGAAUUUUGUAGGUAAUUAUUGUCAUGCCUUUCUGCAUCGAAAACAAUGGAGGUCCUACCAUCAGUGAGUUAAUUUUUUGAAUUAACUAAAACCACCAUAGAUAACCUCAAAUUAACAAGGAAAACUUGUUGCUGUUAUCAGUCCCUCCGUUGGGAAAUGAACCCGGGCCCAAGGUUUUACGUGCCAGUACUCUACCACUACCACCAGCACUCUAUCAUUAAACUUAGGGUUUUAUUCCUACUAUUACUUCAGAAGUUAUCAAAAAUGAAAGCGAAAAACAUCAAUUUAACGACUGUUUUUUUGUCGUUUUCAGAUUUAUUAAAUGUCUACGAGGCCUGUU